Molecule: messenger RNA, 1664 nt
Organism: Calliphora vicina (urban bluebottle blowfly)
Lineage: Eukaryota; Metazoa; Arthropoda; Insecta; Diptera; Calliphoridae
Gene: prtp
Product: pretaporter
Exons: 2
Coding region: 32-1231 (399 amino acids)
Biological process (GO): protein folding
Cellular component (GO): endoplasmic reticulum
Molecular function (GO): protein disulfide isomerase activity
Source: RefSeq, a predicted model, not a curated record
GUAAUUUAAAAAACAAGAAAAGAAAUAAAAAAUGGCGUGGCAAAAAAUUUUAUGUUUAGCAAUUAUUGCAUUAAUUUUGCCAACCUUCAUAGCUGCCGAAGAUGGAGCUGAAGAAAAUUUUGCUGUGGAAUUGACCGUAGACAAUUUCGAUGAAGCCAUUGCAAAAAAUAAUCAUUUUGUUAAAUUUUUUGCACCUUGGUGCGGUCAUUGCAAACGCUUACAUCCUCUCUGGGAACAAUUGGCUGAAAUGAUGAAUGUCAAAGAUGAACCCCAAGUCAUUAUUGCCAAAGUCGAUUGUACCCAGCAACAGGAAUUGUGUGCCAAACACGAAAUAACCGGUUAUCCCACUUUGCGUUUCUUCAAAUUGGGCGAAAAUGAAUCUGUGAAAUUCAAGGGCACCCGUGACAUGCCUGCCAUAACUGAAUUCAUCAAUGAACAAUUGAAUGCCGAUAAUGAAAUUCCACAUGGUGAAGGCUCGGACGCUGGCGUUCCAGUUGCUGUUAAGGGCAAAGUUGUUGAAUUGACUGAGGAAAAUUUCGCCAAACAUGUUUCAAGCGGUAAUCAUUUUGUUAAAUUCUAUGCUCCCUGGUGUAGCCAUUGUCAACGUUUGGCUCCCACUUGGGAACAACUGUCCAAGACUUUGCAAAACGAAGAAACCGUAAGCAUUGCCAAAAUCGACUGCACCGUCUAUCGUCCCAUAUGCCAGGACUUUGAGGUUAAGGGUUAUCCCACUCUUUUGUGGAUUGAGGAUGGCAAGAAAAUUGAAAAAUACUCUGGCUCUCGCGGUCAUGAUGAAUUACAAGCUUAUGUUAAGAAAAUGUUGGGCAGUGAUGGCAGUCAAGAAGCCGCUUCCACCGAGAAGCCAGUUAGUGGCGAACAAGAUAAAGUACAAGUCUUACAAUUGACUGGUGACAACUUUGAGAAAUCGGUUGCUGAUGGUGUCACCUUUGUGAAGUUCUAUGCUCCCUGGUGUGGUCAUUGUCAAAAAUUAAGUCCAGUUUGGGAUCAAUUGGCAGAGAAAAUCCAUGCUGGUGAAAAGGCUAUUAAGAUCGCUAAGGUUGAUUGUACUUCCGCUGAGAACAAGAAAUUGUGUGUUGACCAACAAGUCGAAGGCUAUCCCACCUUGUUCGCUUAUAAGAACGGUGAGCGUCAAAGUGAAUACGACGACAGUCGAUCCCUGCCCGAAUUGGUUAGUUAUAUUAGCAAAUUUGCGGGUCACGAUGAAUUGUAAAAGGGUUUUCUGAUAAUUGUAGCAGCUCUCUUUUCCCCUACCUACCUUUUACUCUAUAACCACCGUUGUUUCAUCUUCCUCUCGUAUUUAAAAUAACCUUCACCUUAUGCUAGGAACAUUUUAUGUAUAAACAAACAAACAUCUUGCAAUUAUUGUUUUCAUGUGCAUUUAGUUUAAAGAAAAGACAAAUUAAUUAUUUUUUUAUAUUUUGUUUUAUGUUUAUAUUUAGACAAUUUGUUUUUUAUUGUUUGUGAUGUGUGUAAUAAUUUCUGUUUGCAUUUCUUUUAGAUUGUGGUCCAUUUUUUUGUUUUUGUCAAAUGUGUUUGCGCUUUUUUUAAACUUUUCAUUAAGAUCAAAUUAUAUAAAAUGAACAUAAGUAUGUAAUAAAGAAAAUACAAUAAAUUUUAAAUAAAUGAAAUACAAUCGAAAUGAA